Capsaspora owczarzaki ATCC 30864 is the source of this 2112-nucleotide messenger RNA. RefSeq lists its product as hypothetical. Bases 1 to 2112 code for a protein of 703 amino acids. Gene Ontology annotation, biological process: protein tetramerization; regulation of transcription by RNA polymerase II; apoptotic process. Gene Ontology annotation, molecular function: protein binding; RNA polymerase II cis-regulatory region sequence-specific DNA binding; DNA-binding transcription factor activity, RNA polymerase II-specific. NCBI's taxonomy places the organism in Eukaryota, Filasterea, Ministeriida, Capsasporidae. The record is from RefSeq and is a predicted model, not a curated record. The transcript has 2 exons. Gene Ontology annotation, cellular component: nucleus.
AUGGAUAUGGUGCGAUUGACCCGCGGACAGUCCUUCCAGCAGCAGCAGCAGCAGCAGAAGAGCGCUUCCCAGCAGAACGCAAGUGGCGACGGCGCUGCUGCUGCUGGUGCUGGUGCUGGUGCUGGUGCUGGUGCUGCUGCCGGGGCUGACGCCGACGCCGACUCAAAGGGAUCGCAUGACCCCGCGGAUCUCAAUUCAACACUGUUGCUGGGGGAUUCGCAGUUUGGCGAGACCACGGGCACCUCGCUUCUCAACAUGUCCGGAUUGCGCGGGUUUAACACGCCGUCGUCGUCCAGCAGCCACCACAGCCACCACAGCCACCACAGCAACAGCAGCAACAGCAGCUUUCUAGGCCGGCCGCGGACGCUUCCAGUGCAAAAGCCUCUCUCCAUCCUGCAAGGCAGUGCGCCCGAGCCGUUUGUCGAGCCGCUGACGAUCGGCGAGCCAAUCUACGCGUCGCCAAAUUCGCUCGGAGAGGCAGGCUUCCUGCUCUCGGUCGACGUUUCGAACGCCCGCCACUCGGCCAUCUCGUCGGCCUACUCGUACUCUGAGGCUCUUGGCACGCUGUUUACCAACUUUGACGUGGGCGUGCCGUUUGUCUUUCGAGUGGCCAAGCCGCCGCCCACCGUGCAUCCGCUCCACAUUCGCGCCACGCUCCGCUACAAGCAAAUGCAGUUCAUGAAGGAGCCCGUGCGGCGCUGCCCGCUGCACCUGUCGAUUGACAGCGACCUCCAUCUCUUGCGUGCGUGCGACCAGGACACGGUCUACUCGGUCGACUACCACGGUCGCGCAUCGAUUGCCGUUCCGUUCACUCCGACCAUGCAGCCGCUCGUCCCCGUGCUCAUCAAUACUCUCAAGGACGCGCAUGUUCCCUUGGUCACGCGGCAUCCGUCCAGCACUCACGGCGAGGCGUCCCGAAGCAACCCGUACGUCUGCUGGUCGAUGACGUGGUUUCUCAAGUUUAUGUGUUACACGUCCUGCACGGGCGGCAUGAACCGUCGCGCCACUGAAAUUGUCUUCACCCUCGAGGACUCUCAAGGACUCAUUUACGGUGCCCAGGCCCUCGAUUUCCGAACCUGUGCAUCGCCGAGUCGCGACCGCAAGCAGCUCGAAAAGUCUCCGCCGCCGAUUCCCGUUGGCUCCAUCAUUCCUCCCGAAGUUGUGACUGCUCACCAAGGGUCUGCCCUGGCCGAUCCGGGCACCACAGCGUCCACCCCGACACGGCGGAGUGCGCAACCAGUUGUGCCCUCCCCGGUUGUUGCUGCUUCUCCUACGCCUGCGCCCGGACUGCUCUCGUCCGGGCGAAAAGCCGGGGCGAUUCCCGUGACAGGGGUUACACCACGCCCUCUCGUUGUCAUUCCCGCUGCCUCUUCGGCGCAGACCGCGCCGACCGCGCCUGCAGCUGCGAUCGCCGCUCCAUCCCCAGCUCUUACUGAGGCACACGCAGCGCCAACAACGCUGCUUCGUGACCGCAGUAUAACAGCCAUUGCUAAGCGACGUCAUGCCGACGACGACGACGAGAUUUUCACCAUCAGCAUUCGGGGACGUGACAAUUUUGUGCUCGUUUCCAAAAUCGUCGAGGGUCUGAACGCAUUGGCGCAGCGAACCUCUGCAGCCGUUGCCUCAAAGCUGGAGCGCACCACCACCCCGCCCGUCGUCGAGGACGAUCCAAGCGCGCCACCUGCGCUGUCGGCACUGGACACGCUCGCCCAAGCGGCCGCUGGUCACGUCCGCGCCCCAGACGAGGCUGCACCUGCCACGCACGAGCGCAAGCGCGCACGCUUGGCUGACGACGACACCAAAGCGGGCCGCGCCACGGAGGCGUCUGGCGAGUCCAUUUCAACGUGGCUGGGCAGUUUUGGCUUGAAGCAGUACGCUGUAAACUUUGCCAAGAAUGGGUACACGAACACGCCUCAAAUUUUGAACUUGUGUGAGGACGAUCUCAAGUCCAUCGUCCGCGUCAAAGCGCAUCGCGUUCGAAUCGCUGCCGCCAUCGACGAGCUUGCAGACGCGCAAGCCGAGCCAACAUCGACUCCGCCCAUGUCCUCUGACGGUGAUGUGACGGUUGUUCGCAUGACCAUUCGUCGCACCACCAGCUCCACCGCCAAGUAG